Messenger RNA from Pantherophis guttatus, 2704 nucleotides. RefSeq names its product keratin, type II cytoskeletal 7-like. Gene Ontology annotation, cellular component: keratin filament. NCBI's taxonomy places the organism in Eukaryota, Metazoa, Chordata, Lepidosauria, Squamata, Colubridae. Gene Ontology annotation, biological process: intermediate filament organization; keratinization. Gene Ontology annotation, molecular function: structural constituent of skin epidermis. The record is from RefSeq and is a predicted model, not a curated record.
GGGAUUUGGCUUUCUUUGGGCACAGCACUCUCCAGCUAUCCUUUAUUUUAUACUUUGCCCCAGCUGCUACUAAGCCUCUUCAUUCUCUCUGUUGCUCCUUUGAUCUGAACACAGCAAUGUCUUUCCAGACCAUCUGCCAAGGCUCCAAGGGGAGCAGAAGGGGCUACAGUUCAUGCUCUGCUUUUGGUGGCGGCACUGGAGGUGGAAUCAGGCGUAGCUAUUCUUCAUGCAGAGGAUAUAGCGGCGGUAUGACAGGCCAAUAUGGUAGCAGGAGUCUCCAUAACUAUGGUGGAGCUACAAGGAUUUCCUAUGGAUCUGGCUAUGGAGGGGGCAUCUGUGGGGGAUAUGGUGGUGGCUAUGGAGGAAUAGGUGGUGGCUAUGGUGGAAUAGGAGGUAGUUGCAGAGGAAUAGGAGGUGGCUAUGGAAUAGGAGGUGGCUAUGGAGGAAUAGGGAGUGGUUAUGGAGGAAUAGGAGGUGGGUUUGGUGGUAGAGGACUUGGCGGCCUUGGCGCUGGAGGUAUUGGCAGUGUCCAAGUGGAUCCAAAUCUUCUGCGACCAGUCCGGGUAGAAAUUGACCCCCAAAUACAGCAAGUAAAAAAUCAAGAGAAAGAGCAGAUCAAAGUCCUCAACAACCAGUUUGCUUCCUUCAUUGACAAGGUUCGCUUUCUGGAGCAACAAAACAAAGUAUUGCAAACCAAAUGGCAAAUCCUCCAACAGCAAACACAAAGCGUUGGCCCAACUUUGAAUCUGGAUGCCCAGUUCCAGCAGUUCCUGAAUAGCUUGAGGAAUCAGAUUGAAAAUAUCCGCAGCCAGAAGGCACAGCUAUCAACAGAGCUCCAAAGUAUGCAGCAUUAUGUGGAAGACUACAAGAACAAGUAUGAAGAGGAGAUCAACAGGCGCACAACGGCUGAGAAUGAUUUUGUUGUGCUGAAAAAGGAUGUGGAUUGUUCCUAUUUGUCCAAGAGUAACUUGGAAGCAAGAGUUGGUGCUUUGGCUGAGCAGAUUACCUUCCUGAGAAGAAUCUUUGAGGUGGAAAUUUCUCAGUACCAGAUUGGAGGCCAAGAUACCUCAGUAGUAGUGAGCAUGGAUAAUAAUACCCACUUGAAUUUGGAAGGUAUUAUUGAUGAAGUAAGAAGCCAGUAUGAAGAGAUUGCUCGCAGUAGCCGAGCUGAGGCUGAGGCUUGGUAUCACUCUCAGUUUGAAGCUCUGCAGCACACAGUAGGACGGCAUGGUGAGAAUCUGCGCAACACCAAGCAGGAGAUUCAAGAGUUGACUAGGAACAUCCAGAAACUGCGUUCAGAAAUUGAGCAUGUCAAGAAGCAGUAUGCUAAAUUGCAGUCUGACAUUGCUGAAGCUGAGGAACGUGGUGAACUGGCUCUCCGAGAUGCUAAGCAAAAACUGCACGACUUGGAAUGCGCCUUGGCGAAAGACAAGGAAGAACUGGCUCGCCUCCUGAAAGAGUACCAAGAGCUGCUGAACAUCAAGCUUGCUCUGGACAUUGAAAUUGCCAUGUACCGGAAACUGCUGGAAGGAGAAGAGAGCAGGCUCUGUGGCUCAGGAUCUCAAGUCCAUGUCUCUGUGCGGGAUAGUGGCUUCGGUGGUGGCUUUGGAGGUGGCCUCGGUGGCUUUGGAGGUGGCCUCAGUGGCGGCAUUGGAGGUGGCCUCGGUGGCGGCAUUGGAGGUGGCAUCGGUGGCGGUUUUGGAGGUGGCAUCGGUGGCUUUGGAGGUGGCCUCAGUGGCGGCAUUGGAGGUGGCAUUGGCGACGGCAUUAGAAGUGGUGCCAGCGGAGGUAGCUGUGGCUACGGAAGUGGAGGCUAUGGCGGCUCUGUCUGUGGAGGAGGAGGUGGAUUCUCUCAUGGCUUAGGAAGUGGUUCCAGCACUGUCAUCCGAAGAACCACCGCGUCCAGCUCGUGCACCAAGUCAAGUGGAAGAUAUUAGGUAUCUCUCCCAGUCACCCCCAAAGGAAAGGAACAUCUUUUAGCUGCUUGUGUUAACACAACUCUUUCAGCCCCAUUCUGGCAACCCAGAAAAGAACAAACAGUGUCUUCUAAAGCCCAAGAUCUGGUCUCUAUUUCCCUCCCAGAGGAAACCUGCAGCCAGCCCCCGCAGAGGAGGUCAUUGUCCAUCUAACUUCUAUUGCUUUUGAUGACCAGUCAUGAAAUGGUAACCACAUUCCAUUUUAGGACAUCCAAGAGAGAAACGCUUGAAAGAAAGGGGAGAUGAAUCAACCACGAAUCUGGGUUUUGCGUCCUUAAGUAUGCUGUAUAUAUUUGGCCUAGUUUGUGGCUGCCAAAUAGUGAUGUGCAUGAAAGAGAUCUUUCCUCACUGCCUGGAGUCUUCCCACUGGUGGUUCUCAUCAGUCUUGCUAUAGUUCCCUGCUUCAUUGAGGAGAUCAUUUGUUUUCACUGUAUAUGUUUGGUCGAUGUUAGGCAGGUCAAACUUGUACUGCUAAGUUAAAUGCCAAUUUUCUUAAACCACCACUGCAUUUUCAAUCAACAGUUGGAUUUGCAGAAAGACAGGGUUCUGCAGAAUCCUGAGCAAUCAACAAUUCAUGGUUAGGAAAUCAGGAAUCAAGGACUGUAUUGUGAAAACAUUCAAUCUUGGGCCAGUUUUGCGGACUAUGUUGCACCUAUCUUCAUUUCUUAGGCUUUCUUUCCCAUUUUCUUAGGAGCUGAUCAUUUUCAAUAAACUGCAGUCAAGUUAAA